Brachypodium distachyon (stiff brome) is the source of this 561-nucleotide messenger RNA. RefSeq names its product putative auxin-responsive protein IAA29. NCBI's taxonomy places the organism in Eukaryota, Viridiplantae, Streptophyta, Magnoliopsida, Poales, Poaceae. The transcript is spliced from 5 exons. Bases 1 to 561 code for a protein of 186 amino acids. The record is from RefSeq and is a predicted model, not a curated record.
AUGGACUCCUCUGUUGUAAUCGACGCGAACCCAGGUUUAUCACCAUCAAGGUUUGUGAAGGUUUUCAUGCAUGGGAAAGCCUUUGGAAGGAAGAUAAAUUUGGCUCUUCACAACAGUUAUGACUCGCUGUCUUUGACCCUGAAAAGACUGGGCAGCAACUAUUCUCUUUCGCAAGAAGAACUGAAUAACUUGGCAAUGAAUGAAGAAGACGGUGCAGCAGAUGACAACGACUUCGUGCUUUGGCUUUUCACCAUUUCGGUCAAGAAGAUCUACAUUGCUCCCCCAGAAAAUCAAGAUGAUAAUGGGGAUUAUCUAGAGGAAGGAGCAGGAGAUAAUGGUGAUGGCAAUGGCGGCGCUGCUGUUGGAGAUGAAGUUGCUAUUGCGGCCGAGGAAGUUGGAGAUGGAGUUGCUAUUGCUGAAGAUGAAGAAGUCCUUGAUGCUGCUGGGGAAGCUGAGGAAGCUGGAGAUGGAGCUGCUAUUGGUGAGGUUGAAGAUGCAGGAUCUGUUGCCGGGGAUAUUGGAGAUGGCAGCGUUGAGGAUGCAGAUAUGCCAGAAAUAUGA